Molecule: messenger RNA, 762 nt
Organism: Fragaria vesca subsp. vesca
Lineage: Eukaryota; Viridiplantae; Streptophyta; Magnoliopsida; Rosales; Rosaceae
Product: (-)-germacrene D synthase-like
Exons: 5
Coding region: 1-762 (253 amino acids)
Molecular function (GO): magnesium ion binding; terpene synthase activity
Source: RefSeq, a predicted model, not a curated record
AUGGCUGAUGAAGGAAAAACUGCUUUAAAGGCACGUAAGUGGUGGAAGAACUUAGACUUUGCAAACAAGCUACAUUUUGUUAGAAACAAAAUAGUUGAGGCCUACUUUUGGGCCCUAGCGUCCUUAUUUGAACCUGAAUAUCACUUUGCUAGGAUUUUACUAUGCAAAUGUGUUGCUCUAACGACAGUCCUUGAUGACGUUUACAAUGUCUAUGGCACAUACGAAGAACUAGAGCACUUUACAGAAGCUAUUGAGAGGUGGGACAUAUCUGCUGUUGAUCAACUGCAAUUGCCCGAGUGUAUGGAGGUUUGCUAUAAGGGAUUGUUGGAUAGCUACUCAGGAUAUGAAGAAAAGCUUGCAGAUGAAGGAAACUUAUAUCGCAUUGAGUAUGCAAAAGAAGCAAUUGUUAAAGCUACAGCGCUAAUUGGCAGACUCCUCAACGACAUUGCUGGCCACAAGUUUGAGCAAACCAACGAGCAGUGUGCCACAUCAGUAGAAUGCUACAUGAACCAAUAUGGUGUCGGAGAAGAAGAAGCGAAAAUCGAGCUAACUAAACAAAAGGAGGCUGCAUGGAAAGACCUAAACCAAGAGUGGCUCGAUCUCCACUCCAGCAAUAGUAUCCCCAAUCCCCUCCUGCAGAUCAUUUUGAAUCUUGCAUGUUCUAGUGAAGUUCUUUACAAUAAUAUGGAAGGGUUUACCAACUCUGAGACUGGGCACAAGGGUUUUAUAUAUUCUCUCCUUGUAGAACCAGUGCCUGUUUAA